AAACUACAGUAGCUAGUGUGCACCGUCCGUUGCCAUUUAUGGUGGGAGAGGUUAGCUAGCUAGGGAUUGACGUUUGCGGAGGUUCAUUGAAGUCAGCUACUCCAGUGAGGUGGCGGGGAGACAAAACACGUUUUGUGGGGAUUCUUUGGAGUAGCCUAGCUCCUUUGGCUCCCAACACAGCAUCCACACCUGCCCACAGAUGUCAGUGUCCUGGGAACUGCUAGCCUUCCCUCACUAGAUGUAGUGGGGAGUUGUCGUUUCCAGCCUUGAGCACAAGGAAGGGGUGUAUCACAAUGGCCUGAGGAUUGAAUGGACCUUUGUAACAUCCCGCAUACCGCCCAAGUCUCAUGCUGCUGCCGCUUGGAAUUUGUUAGACUUUUGUGCCGUCGAGUGAAGUAACCCCACCAUGCGUGAAUACAAGCUAGUGGUUUUAGGCUCAGGAGGUGUAGGCAAAUCUGCACUGACUGUCCAAUUUGUACAGGGUAUUUUUGUGGAAAAAUAUGACCCCACAAUAGAAGACUCCUACAGAAAGCAAGUUGAAGUGGAUGGGCAACAGUGCAUGCUUGAAAUCCUUGACACAGCUGGAACAGAGCAGUUCACAGCGAUGAGGGACUUGUACAUGAAGAACGGUCAAGGCUUCGCUCUUGUAUACUCCAUCACGGCGCAGUCCACAUUUAAUGAUCUACAGGACCUUCGGGAACAGAUCCUGAGAGUAAAGGACACUGAGGAUGUCCCCAUGAUCCUGGUGGGCAACAAGUGUGACCUGGAGGAUGAGCGUGUGGUGGGCAAGGAGCAGGGUCAGAACCUGGCCAGACAGUGGAACAACUGUGCCUUUCUAGAGUCCUCAGCUAAAUCAAAGAUCAACGUUAAUGAGAUUUUCUAUGACCUGGUCAGACAGAUCAAUAGGAAAACACCGAUAGAAAGGAAGAAGGAAAAGAAGUCAAAUUGCACACUGCUCUGAAGCUCCCCCUUUCAGCAGCUCUGAGCCAAGAAGCUGCAAUACAAUACUGGUGCCCAGUUGGAACGUGCCAGCAUUUCAAGCCCUUUCAAUAACGAAUGGAGAUGUUUGACAAUAGCAGAAAAGUAAUUCUCUACUUCACCACUCUAAUAAUGGAGGAUUCUUCAUGGAUACUCUUUGCUUUGUAAUGGUUAAGAAAUCCAUACCUUUUUCUCUCUUUUUAAUUUUGUCAAUGGGACAGCCUUGUGAUGAAGAGUUUUCCCUUUCCCCUGGUUUAUAAAUUACAAUUUAAAACAAAGAAGACUACCAAGCAAUUUAUUGUGGAUUUGGACAAUUAGGUUGUUUGCAGAUAUUUUCAUAUCUUUGGCUCAUUUCAAAAUGUUUGCAAAAUAAAUCAUGGUAAAUAUUGGCCCUUUUCAUUACCUUACCCAUCUGCAGUAAUUGUGUCAACAGUAAUGCAUCAACUUCCAUGUUUUCUUUCUCCUAUUACUUUUAAGAAGUUGUAUUCAUCAAAUAACAUAUUUACUAAGUGACUUUGUUUUAUAUGGGAAGCUGCAAUGCUUUCGUCUUUCCCAUAAUAUAUUCUUGUUUAGUUUUUUUGAAUAAUGAAGCUGUGGGAAGUGUGUUUUUAUAGAAUAGGGGAAAUAAGGAGACUUGAUUUCUGUCUUGAGGUUGAAAAUAUGUUGUACUAAACCAACUCUAUUGUGUCUUGUUACCUUGUCGCAAAUGAUUUUCCAGCUUUUAUGAAUGAUAAACAAAUGUACAUUUUCAUUAUCUUUUGUCAAUGCAUUUUAUUUUCUCUAUACAUGAUGAUAAUCAAUAGUUGUGAAGAAUUUUUGCCUGUUGCAAGUCUCUAGUGUUUUGCGGGAACAUUAAAUGAUUGUUGGCAUAGAAUUAGAAUGAGACAGCUCGCCUUUCUGAAAUACAGCCAUGUCGCAUCGUUACUGAUGCGCCAACUGCUGCCUCCAAUCGUCACAGUUCAUCCUGUCUAAUUCAGGCCCAUUAUUUUUAGCCUGAUUUAGAGUUUCCUUUUUUUAAAUGAUAUGAUUUAAAAGCCUGUUAACUUAUCCUAGAAAAUGGCCGAUGCAGCAGACAAGCUCGAGAUGUUCACAUGCAGGAAUUGGAGAAAUGCAACAGCAGUGGCUCUUCAUGAGACGUGGCCACAGCAAAAGGCCUACUACUUGGCUUAUGAGGAACCACCCAAGCAGGUGCAGGGUGUGUGCCAGGCUUGCUGAGCGGAAAGGCAGACAGGUCACCUGUUAUUGUUCUGCAACAGGGUUCGCUUCCGCGGCUGUGUCACAAAUGUCAGACCUAGCUGACUAAACUCAACUCCAUGGUGAAGGAAGUUACUGAUGAACUCCACCAAUGGGGUUGAGCAGAGACCAGGCUUUGUGGAAUUCAGGUCCGACUACAUAAAUUCGCCCAUGCUCAAUACUUAAAAAAUGUUUAAUUAUGAAAUGCUUACCUUGUACCUAUGUUUGUCCUCUGUGGUUGAAUGCCAUACUUUUUCAAUAAACGUUAAUCAAAUACAA
Messenger RNA from Oncorhynchus kisutch (coho salmon), 2490 nucleotides. RefSeq names its product ras-related protein Rap-1b. Gene Ontology annotation, cellular component: membrane. The record is from RefSeq and is a predicted model, not a curated record. Lineage: Eukaryota; Metazoa; Chordata; Actinopteri; Salmoniformes; Salmonidae. The transcript is spliced from 10 exons. Gene Ontology annotation, molecular function: GTP binding; GTPase activity. Gene Ontology annotation, biological process: Rap protein signal transduction. Bases 407 to 961 code for a protein of 184 amino acids.